AUGACAGGCGUGGAUCUGGAAAAAUGCAAACGUAUCGUCCAAUAUUUCUGGGACCCCGAACCUAGAAAUGAUGCUCCAGAGCAGCCGAUAUGGUGUCUCGGCCAACCCUUCCUCCCCCAAGUCCCGCAACAAAACGGCUCAGAGAGCGAGGUCAACCAGGGAGUCCCGAGGCCGCUCAACGAACCCAGUGAGGGUUCAUGGCCGAACGCUUUCUUGGAAGAUUUCGAAUCCCGAAUAUGGAUGACAUAUCGCUCGAACUUCCCACCGAUCCCACGAACCAAGAGUGCAGAGGCGAACUCCUCCAUGACACUGGGUGUUCGUCUGCGAAGUCAGUUGAUGGAUCCCCAAGGGUUCACAUCUGAUACUGGAUGGGGCUGUAUGAUCCGAUCAGGACAAAGUCUCCUUGCAAAUACAUUAUCGAUACUCAAGCUGGGACGAGAUUGGCGACGGGGAAGCAAGCCUGAAGAAGAAGCAAAGCUACUGAAAAUGUUUGCAGAUCAUCCCGAUGCCCAAUUCUCGAUACAUCGAUUCGUCCAGUGCGGUGCUUAUUCGUGUGGCAAAUACCCCGGGGAGUGGUUUGGACCAUCGGCGACAGCGAGAUGCAUCCAAAUCCUGACUAGCGAGUGCAAGGAAGUGGAUUUAAACGUCUACGUAACAAAUGAUACCUCUGAUGUCUACGAAGACCAAUUCAGGAGAAUUGCAUGCAGCAAAAAGGGACAGGUGCAGCCAACGUUGAUUCUUCUCGGACUACGACUGGGAAUCGAUAAAAUCACUGCCGUUUAUUGGGACGGCCUUCGAACCGCGCUUCAAUAUCCGCAAUCAGUGGGAAUAGCAGGGGGACGCCCAUCUUCAUCACACUAUUUUGUGGGAGUACAAGAUUCACAAUUCUUUUUCCUUGACCCUCAUCUUACUCGACCAGCGCUUCCUUAUCACUCGCCCGACCAAGAAUACGCACCAGAAGAACGCGGAACGUACUAUACCCGCCGAAUACGGCGAUUGCAUAUCAAAGAUAUGGAUCCAAGCAUGUUGAUUGGGUUUCUGAUAAGAGACGAAACGGACUGGGUUGAUUGGAAGCAGCGAGUUCGAUCCAGUCCAGGAAAACCUAUUAUUCAUAUACUGGCCGGAGAUGCUCCAGUGCACCAAGGGCUUGGUCGUGAAGGUGCAGUAGACGAGGUGGAAGCAUUGGAUGACUCGGAUGGGUUGGAAUAA
Messenger RNA from Penicillium chermesinum, 1209 nucleotides. Its product is annotated as cysteine protease ATG4. Gene Ontology annotation, molecular function: protein-phosphatidylethanolamide deconjugating activity. NCBI's taxonomy places the organism in Eukaryota, Fungi, Ascomycota, Eurotiomycetes, Eurotiales, Aspergillaceae. The transcript is spliced from 5 exons. The record is from RefSeq and is a predicted model, not a curated record. The coding region runs from base 1 to 1209 and encodes 402 amino acids.